Messenger RNA from Linum tenue, 2782 nucleotides. The record is from the annotation of a GenBank genome assembly. Lineage: Eukaryota; Viridiplantae; Streptophyta; Magnoliopsida; Malpighiales; Linaceae.
CUCUCUCCCUCUAGAAUUUGACCUCCAUUUUCACAGAAGGAAGAAAGGAAAGAAAAAAACUAUUAGACGCAAAAACAAGGGAAGAAAAAAGGAAAGCAAACAGCCCGGCAGCAGCAGAGCUGUCAACGUUUUCAACAACUUAGAGGGCAAACCAAAGGGAAGAAAAAAGAAAAUUCCUUUUUCAACUCUCUCCAUCUUCUCAACUGAUUGUAAUCCUUGGGGUUGGUUGCCAAUUUCUUUCUGGUUCAAACCUCAUCGGUAGUGGACUCUGCGUUUGGUGCAUCUGCUCUUUUUCUUAAACAAAUCAAAAUCUCCCCCUAACCAUCCAGAGAGAAGGGGCUCUUUGGUUCUCUAAUGGGUCUUGUUUGUUGGCCUCUCCUUUUCUAUUCAGGUUGUUUGUUGGUUUGACUCCGGUUGAAGCAACCCAUUUUUCCUUCUUCAGCCCCCUCUCUCAAAUGAGCUUUGUUUUGUUCUCUUGUACACUUUGGGGCACUAGUGAUUGUGUUAAUUGGAGUUGAAAACUACGAGGCUUUGUGCGGGCAAGGAAAAAGGGAGUUGCUUGAUAUGGUUGCCGGGGAGUAUUUGUGCUCUCACAAAAGGAGAGGUUUAGGGUUUGUGUAUUGGAUAGUCUUCUCUUUGUGGUUUGGGUUCGUGGUUCUGCUGCGUCCUGUGGUGGGGCUGAGGCCCUUGAGGGAACAGAGACGAUCAUGGGGCGAUGAGUGGCUAUUUGUUAGGAAAGAAGAAAGUGACCUGGGCCCAUUUUCUGCAUGGAACAUUACAGGAACUUACCGAGGGUCUUGGAAGUUCCUUGAUUCUGCAAAUAGCUCUUCCAGGUUUCCAGAUUUCAGGAAGUCCAAUGGCGAUUCUGUAAUUGAGUUGGUCAGCACACAGACCAAAAUUACUGGUGUUCACUAUGUCCAGGGUGUAAUUAUUUUCCAUGAUGUGUUUGACAAUGAACACAAUGUUGGAGGGGCUCAAAUCAGGGUGGAAGGUGUUUAUAUAUGGCCAUUUAGACAGCUUCGGAUGGUGGCUAACAGUAGAAAAGAAGGGGUAUUAGCCCAGGAAGACGAUUACAUCUUGUCUAAUCCGUAUCAUCUGCUUGGAGUUUUCUCAUCUCAGGUUUUCCAAGACUCUCCAAAAGAAAAGAUAUGGAGAAGCAAAACUUCACCAAUUAACGAGAUGGAGAAACAUUGCAAUAUUGAAAUUGCUGCCCAAGUUACACGAGUCUCAACCAACCAAAAUGAUGGAGAGCAUGACCGUUAUCACUUGGAAGGAUUAAUGGAGAGUCCUGCUGUGGAUGAUGAUGGGGAAUGCUUCUCUCCCUUGUUGCUAAAUGCCACUUCCGUGAAUAUUGAGGUGUACUACAAUAAAGCAGUGAACUACACCUUGAUGGUCACUUUUGUUUCUUUUCUUCAAGUGCUUUUGUUGAUACGACAGAUGGAACAUAGUAACACACAGUCGGGAGCUGCCAAAGUUUCAAUUUUGAUGAUUGGGCAGCAGGCCAUCAUGGAUGCUUAUCUUUGCCUUUUACACCUAACUGCCGGGAUUUUAGUUGAAUCCUUGUUCAAUGCUUUUGCUACUGCUGCAUUUUUCAAGUUUGUGGUCUUUUCAAUUUUCGAAAUGCGGUACCUUCUAGCCAUAUGGAAGGCAAGCAGGCCUGCCAGUAGUGGUGAAGGUUGGGAAACAAUGAGGCGUGAGCUUUCAGUAUUAUAUAGUCGGUUUUAUGGGAUUCUUCUGGGAGGCAUUCUGCUUAUGUACGAGUUCCACAAUUUCCUGAGGCCACUUCUCCUCCUAAUGUACUCGUUUUGGAUACCUCAAAUAGUUACCAACGUUAUUCGCGACUCAAGAAAGCCAUUGCAUCCUUAUUACAUCUUAGGCAUGACUGUUACUCGGCUAGCAAUCCCAUUGUAUAUAUUCGGAUGCCCUAAUAACUUCAUGAGGAUCGAACCAGACAAGACUUGGUGCACAUAUCUGGUUAUAUUUGUUACCCUGCAGGCAUCAGUUCUGCUUCUUCAACACUAUCUAGGAUCCAGAUGGUUCAUUCCUCGCCAGAUUCUACCCGAGAGAUAUAGCUACUACAGGAAAUUCGAUCAGGAAGAAAAUCACGCGACGGAUUGUGUGAUUUGCAUGACCGGGAUUAAUAUGAUGCAACGUCCCAGCGAUUGCAUGGUAACGCCUUGCGACCAUUUCUUUCACUCGGGUUGUCUACAGAGAUGGAUGGACAUUAAGAUGGAAUGUCCAACUUGCCGGCGCCCACUGCCACCAGCCUAGCUAGCCAUAUUUUUGUUCAUACACUGCAUAGGAAACUAAUUGACAUCACCACCCCAAUUUGGUAAGGGAAGGGAACCGCCAAAGAGCCGCCAGAUUUGUUAUCUUUCAUUCAGACGCACGAGACUGAUUUUGGGUUACCCCCAGGUUGGUAGAUGAACCCUGUACUCACUUUCGCCCUUUCUGCCCCUACCUUAGAGAGGGUAGCUUGAGGUACAAGGCAUAAAACAAAACAUUUCACGGGGAUGUUUUUCUGAGAUUUAUGAUGUACUUUGACACACGCCUUCUCGUAUCAAUUGUAUAAAUAUAAGUGAAACCUUUCGAGGAAAGGCUUCACAUUUGCAGCUCGUUUUCAUUCCCAACGAUUCCCUGUAUUCUCUCUAUUGGCCAUUUAUUCCAACAGAUGUCAUAUCUCUGUUCGUAUAUAGCAAGCAGAAGCAUUGAAAGAAUCUAGUCUUCUCUGGCCUCUGCUGCUCUUAGUGUGCGUCUUACAGGUGAUGUUAUUUUCUGUGAG